This is a messenger RNA of Protopterus annectens (West African lungfish), 1343 nucleotides long. Its product is annotated as fumarylacetoacetate hydrolase domain-containing protein 2-like. The coding region runs from base 119 to 1075 and encodes 318 amino acids. Gene Ontology annotation, molecular function: hydro-lyase activity. Lineage: Eukaryota; Metazoa; Chordata; Ceratodontiformes; Protopteridae. The record is from RefSeq and is a predicted model, not a curated record. The transcript has 9 exons.
ACCAAUUGGCAAUGAUUCCCAUAGUCACAGUAUUUGGCAGCAGUAAUCCAUUUCAAGUUUCAGCGGCCAUUAAAGUUCAGUCUGCAGCAUUUUGGGAUCAAACAAGAGAAGAUGAAUAAUGUCCUUAUUUGUACGACCAGCAAGUAGAGUCUGUAGCGGUCUUCAAAACAGCCAUCACUACCUAAAAAGGGGUGUGUCUAGCACUAUGAGACUCAUCCAGUUUAAGCACAAGUCUUCUGAAGAGAUACGACUUGGUGUAGAGCAGAAGGAAGGAGGAAAUGUCAUCGAUUUGAAUGCUUUUGAGCCAUCACUGCCCUGCACAAUGAGGCAGUUUCUUGAGAAAGGUGAAGCAGCUCUAGUUACUGCUAAAAGAGCACAAGAGCUUGGGAAGAAUGUACUGGAACGAUCUGAAGUCAACCUACUACCACCAGUCACAAAUCCAGAUAAAAUCAUCUGUGUAGGAAUGAACUAUGCUGACCACUGUGCAGAGCUUAAUGUGCCUACCCCAAAAGAGCCAGUAAUAUUCAACAAAUUCCCCAGUUCCAUUGUUGGUCCAUAUGACAGCAUCAUUCUACCAAAAGAAAGUAAGGAAGUAGACUGGGAGGUUGAAAUGGCCUUCAUUAUUGGAAAAAAGGGGAAACAUAUUAAGACUGCUGAAGCAAUGGAAUAUGUGGCAGGUUUCACUGUUGCUCUUGAUGUCAGUGCCAGGGACUGGCUGACCAAAACAAGUAAUGGGAACCAGUGGCUUCUGGGAAAAUCGUUUGACACAUUUUGUCCUCUGGGUCCAGCCCUUGUAACAAAAGAUAGCCUAUCAGAUCCUCACAACCUAGGUAUUCAGUGCAGAGUGAAUGGAGAGACUGUUCAGAAGAGCAAAACAAGUCUGAUGAUUUUUAAAACCGAAGCUUUGAUUGCCUGGGUAUCACAAUUUGUUACUCUGUAUCCAGGGGACAUUUUCCUGACAGGAACACCACCAGGAGUCGGACUCUUUAAAACGCCUCCUACAUUUUUAAAGCCAGGAGAUACCAUUGAAUGUGACAUUGAUGAAAUCGGAAUCAUCAGAAACAAGGUGAUUUAAAGAAAUUCAAGAAGUGGUUGCCUUAUGAACUGCAGAAUUAUCGGAAACAGACACACUAUUCAAUUUGUUCCAGAAUGCAGAUUUGCAAAGAAAAAAAUGCCUACUGUGAAGUCAACAAGGAAGGAAUCAUUGUACUGAAAACACUUAACUUGCAUUUUAAUGUUUUUGCAAAUUAAGUUAAAACACGUAAAUCUCCCUGGCUGUAAACAGGGUCAAUAUAUUUACUGUAUAGAAUUUUUUUUCUCAAAAAUAAAAUCUCUGAAAAAGA